Messenger RNA from Micromonas commoda, 1605 nucleotides. RefSeq lists its product with no specific name. Gene Ontology annotation, cellular component: cytosol; mitochondrion; cytoplasm. Gene Ontology annotation, biological process: tetrahydrofolylpolyglutamate biosynthetic process. NCBI's taxonomy places the organism in Eukaryota, Viridiplantae, Chlorophyta, Mamiellophyceae, Mamiellales, Mamiellaceae. Bases 1 to 1605 code for a protein of 534 amino acids. Gene Ontology annotation, molecular function: tetrahydrofolylpolyglutamate synthase activity; ATP binding. The record is from RefSeq and is a predicted model, not a curated record. The transcript has 2 exons.
AUGGAGGAGGAGGAGGUCACCGACGACGAGUACCGAGCGGCGCUCGAGGCGCUGCAGUCGACCAUCAGCGGCAAGACCCGCGCGGCGCCCAAGGGCCCGAACGACCUCACCUGGGAGCAGCAGUUUGAUCGCCUUCACCUGUACCUCGAGCGCCUCGGGAUGACGGAGAGCGUCAACGCGAUGUCGUACAUCCACGUCGCGGGGACGAAAGGGAAGGGCAGCACCUGCGCGUUCGUCGACGCCUGCCUUCGUCGCGCCGGCACGAGGACGGGCCUCUACACCUCACCGCAUCUCGUGGACAUCCGGGAGAGGUACCGCAUCGACGGCCGGCCGGUGUCCAAGACGACGUUCACGCGAAACUUCUGGUGGCUGCACGCCAAGCUGAGGGAGACGUGCGAGGCGGACCUCGGCAUGCCCGCGUACUUUCGCUUCCUCACCCUCCUGGGCUUUCGGAUAUUCACGGAACGGGCGGUGGACGCGGUGGUCCUCGAGGUUGGCCUCGGCGGCAGGCUCGACGCCACAAACGUCAUCCGCCGCCCCGCCGUGUGCGGCGUCACCUCGCUCGGGCUGGACCACGUGGAGGUGCUCGGCGACACCGUGGGUAAGAUCGCGAGGGAAAAGGCGGGGAUAUUCAAGCCGCACUGUCCCGCGAUCACGUCCCCGCAGGUGCCGGAGGCGAUGCAGGCGCUGGAGUUGAGAGCCGCCGAGGUUGACGGGUGUUCGCUCACCACCGCUCGGCCCCUCCGCGAGUGGCGCACCCCAAGCGGCGAUCCCAUCCGUCUCGGACUCGCGGGGAAGCACCAGGAGCUCAACGCGGCGCUCGCCAUCGAGUUGAUGCGCACGUGGACGCGAAGAACGUCGCCCGUCUGGGGCGCCGACGCCCUUAGGUGCUUAGACGCCGGAACGUUGCCGGAGACUUGGGCGACGGGUCUCGCGGAGACGGAGUGGUUCGGGCGCGCGCAGGUGGUGCCGGACGACGUGGAGGAUCUUUCCUGGUACCUCGACGGCGCGCACACCGAGGAGAGCAUGCGACACGUCGCGGAGUGGUUCUGCGGCCGGGCGGAUGGCGACGAGACGGACGGCGGCGGCGGCGGCGGCACAGCCGGCGGCGGCUCGGAUGGGGAAAAAUCAAUCGCCGAACCCCCCGUCGUUCGGCUGCUCCUGUUCAACUGCAUGGAGGAGCGGGACCCGACGACGUUGCUCACCCCGUUGGCGCAGACCGCGGAGGCGUACGGCGCGCCCAUCACCGCCCCCGCCCUCUUCGCACCCGCGGAGAGCUCGAGCAAGGGCCUGACCCCGUUCGCCGGCGCGCAGGAUUGCGCGUGGCAGACGAAGCUGGCGAGGACGUGGGACGACCUCGCCAGGAAACACGCGGGGGCGGAGGGAGCGAGGGUCGGUGCACAGCUGGCGGGGGCGUCGGUAAACACGUCGCCGCCCUCGACCGCGUCGGCGGUUGUUCCGCGGCUGCGCGCGGCGGUGGAGCAGAUCAGGAGGCGCGCGAGGGAGGAACGGGCGCUGGGAAGCGGGCGGCGGGUGCACGUGCUCGUGACCGGGUCGCUGUACCUGGUCGGGGACAUGUUGAGGAUCCUGGGACGCGCGGGAUGA